Molecule: messenger RNA, 3802 nt
Organism: Branchiostoma floridae (Florida lancelet)
Lineage: Eukaryota; Metazoa; Chordata; Leptocardii; Amphioxiformes; Branchiostomatidae
Exons: 6
Coding region: 490-1302 (270 amino acids)
Cellular component (GO): plasma membrane
Source: RefSeq, a predicted model, not a curated record
GGUGAAGAAAUGUGGUCGUGCAAGCUUUAAGAUAUCUGCCAGUCACCUGCAAACACCAGAUCAAUAUAAAUGUGCCCCCCUCCCCCAUUGGAAGUUACAUCACGCAGACGCAUUUCCGGAGAACAAUUUAUAUACAGUCAUCGGAAUACUGUACUGUCAUUGGUUAAAUAUUGAUGAGAUUUGGCGACGGAGGGAUCGCCAUUAAUUUUGCCCCACUGGUCAUUAUUUGGUACUAAAUCUCACUGAUAUGUCACCCUCUGUGGAAUUGUACGUCCCGUAUUUUCGUAGUGCCGUUCAGAAGACACCAGCGUUAUGUUCUGUUUCUCAGCUAAAUGAUAGAAACAACGAAUUUAUGGUGGACAACAACCGCAAGAUAUAGGUACGUUCUCUUACACCCAAAUGAUGUAGCCAAUUCUGUACAUCAUUUCGAAGAAAAAGAUCAUCAUCCUUGAUCCAAAAUCACCACAUUCAGGAAAAAGAAACAGAACAAUGAACAUACGACAGCACAUUGGUGUCAUCUUUUCCGCCGUGGGUCUAAUACUGCUGGUGAUGGGAACUAUAACACCGGCGUGGACGUCGCAUCAGGUGGGCAUCUGGCCGUCCUGUCACGAGAACACCACCAUGGAGUCUACCGGCACCGCUGGACUGUGGGAGGAGUGUUCUAACAUGUCGGGCAGUCCUCAUUGGAUAUCUGUGGACUUGUGUACAGUGUCUGAGUUCCGCUACACGCCCAAUGUCGACUGCCCCGUCCCAAACAUAAAGGGUGGAAUCAUCUAUGCAGUCACCCUGGAGGAGUGCGCCGAAAUCUGCUGUAACAAUCUAAAUUGUCUGUCCUUCCAAUACAACUGUCGCCAGACGUGCUUCUUAAAGAAAGAGAGGUGCUCAAGGGGGAAGAUGAAGGAGUCACCGUGUGGCAACAUGUACGAGCGCCCACAUUCUCACUCGACGGCGUACCACAUAGCCCGUUUCUGUAUCAUGCUGUCCACCAUGCUGCUGCUGCCGGGCGCCUUCCUGGCGGUGUCGGCUGCAUGUAAGGGUGACCUGGACUCAGCCGUGGACGGUUAUACCAUCUUUACAACAUUGAUUAUCUUCGGAGGGAUAGCUGGAGGCAUCGGAGCGGCCUUCUAUACGAUUGACCACGAAUUGUAUGGCAUGGACGUUCCGUUUAGUGUCUCCUUCUAUCUCACGUGGGCACAGACCUUCUUCAGCGUGCCCGGCGGGUUCCUGAUCUGGCACAGCACCGAGGAUGACGACGAGAUGGAAGCACCGAUAACUAACAAGGAGGAACUGGAGUCACCUUAACCCUCCAUCGCCUAAGUCUGGCAAAGUAUCAAGGACUGGAAAUGGAAAAUCACCUUAACCCUUGAACAACCCCAAAUGUGGCAACGAAUCAAGAAAAGGUACGGAGUCACCAUGAAUAUAACCCUUCAGCACCUAAAUCUGGGAAAAUACCGGACAAUUUACGCCAAAAAUCAGUUACUCAAGCAACUGGAUAUGAUUUCGAAAGCUUCACAUGCUUCAAAAACUUCCGUUAUCUUUCGUCGGUGACUCUGAAAGGAUCUGUUGAAGAGCAGGUUUUAUACCCUGCCUAUGAAUUGAAAUGCAAAGGAGUUUGAGGACAAAUUUUAGACAGUGCAAUAGGAAACAAAGGUAAGACAAUGUCAAGAUGACGUUUAUGCAAAUGAGUUUGUAUAUCAAUUUUUGGUAGGGUAUGAAGCAUGUUUUUACCUGUGUCACUGACGAAAGGUAGUAGAUGCUACUUGAAACGUCUGACCAUUUCCAAAAUCAUCUCUAGUUGCUUGAGUAGCUGCUUUUUGGUGGAUCUUAUUACCUGGAUGUCUAACCUUCAUCGACGUACCCGUGAACUUGUGGAGCCAUAUUAACCCUACACCACCUACAUCACUGUUGAAAGACAGCCAUCGACGUCCACCGGGAAAUAUGAAGGACAUAUCAAGAAAUCGCUACAUGAACAUUGAACAGCUACUGUACAAGUACAUUUGUAAGUAGCAAAGAGCGUUUUUUCACGUGAUGUCAGAGGGACACUGACAAGGAGGCGGGCAUAGCUAUUUGCUCUGAAGUCCAUCGUGGCUCAAAAGCCUUUGAACAUUUAGAUAUCUUGUUAUCCUUUUGAAUAAUCACUAUGAAGUGUAAAUCUCACAGAAAAAAAUACCGCAGGAGCACAUCGCAGAAAUAAGCUCUUUUGCAGACACUUCACUGCGCACGUGCAGCGACAGGAAUUCUGGGUAAUAUGUCAAAGGUGAAGGCCCUUCAGACAUAAACAGUCUCGACCAUUGUUUCGAUUGUGCAACAAUCUCCAGAAUUUCAUGGCACCUGUAAACUAGCCGAAUGUUUACAAGUUUACCCAAAAUUCCUGUCGCCCGCACAUGCGUAUUGAAAUGUGCGAAGGAGAUUAUUAAAACAAGCCCUGUGAGUCCAUUGAAAUUCCAUACUCACUGCAGCUACAACUGAGUAUGGAAUGCAUGCUCUAUAUCUUGUUCUGGAGUGCCAAUGGCAUAUACAAGGGAAACGUGUCAACAUCAUCUAUGAUCUUACUGGUCAGGCUCCAGAAUAAUUCAGAAAUCUCUCAGCAAAAUGUAUGAAAACUAGAGAGGCAACAUUUCCCCCGAAAAUGCAAAAUGUUUUCCAAUCUACAACCUGCUUGAUUUCUGUCAACCCUAAAUCUGCUUGAUUUUUUGACGAUGUCUGUAUUAUUUUGUGCAAGUAAAAAGAGCCACCCUAAAUCUUCUUAAUUUCUUUAGAUUACCACUAGGCUUGCCCUAUAGGAUAUCAAAAACCUGUAAUUGUUCAUAUUUGUUUUAACAGCUAAUAUGCAAAUGCAGUUCCUGAUAGGUUCACGGCAGCUCUACGCUCUGAUUGGCUCCUGACAGAAAAAAAAAACAGAAGAAAGAAGCUUGAAGAAUAACACAGCAGCAAAAACAAAAUGUAUUCCUUAUCGGGGAAGACAUAGUAACUCGAUAAUAUCAUGCCUCGUUGGAAAUAUGUGCAGUUUCUGGCCUAUUUCAUUUUCUUUCACACCGCGAACUACCUGUUAAUGUCCCCAUGGCGUGACUAGCAAUCAAACGCAGUGCGAACAGACAAGGCCGGAACACCAGUUCUAGUGACUACAAAACCCCCGUUCCAUAGGGGCAAAUUAUGGCGACAUUUACGGCUUGUCUACUAUUAAAUAGUCAGUACAAUAGUGUAUCCGUCAAAAAUGUGUGCUAAGACGUGUGUCCUAAUAGUACAAAACUCAUAGGUAGAAACAUAGUCGCAAAAGCGUUUUCCAAAAUUGCUCUCUGUAGAUACGAGUGAUGGAUAUCGCAGUGGAUGUUAUCAUCGCCAUUUAUUAACAUAAAAACUGUAUGCAUUUUCCCUUCAUUAUAAAGGACGUAGAAGUAAAGAUUACUUGCAAAAUGGAUAAAAAUGCUGGGCUGUGCAAUCUCACUGGGCUGCGCCUUUUGGCGACAAAUUAUUGCGAAUUGGAAUUGAAAUUUUCCCUUGCGAUCCCAACUGACGUGCGACACACGUGUAAAAUAUGUGACCUCUAAAAACAAAAUGGCGGCGCGCGGAAUGUCACAUCCUCAGUUUCAUCCCAAAUAUUAAAGACACAAGAUACUGUCAUUGAAAAUAGCAGUGUUACCAUUGAUAUGAAAAAAAGUAGAACUGUUACGAUAGAUAUUUAUCAAAAAGAUAGUUUGCAAAUUGCGACUUUUUAUUAAAUAAAAAAAAAUACCAUUUCAUGCGGAAAAUUGACACAACUACUAGACAAUACAAAGUUGCGACGUGUUGGUGUCUAUUUGCG